Messenger RNA from Quercus lobata, 1704 nucleotides. RefSeq names its product auxin efflux carrier component 2-like. Gene Ontology annotation, cellular component: plasma membrane; endoplasmic reticulum. Gene Ontology annotation, biological process: auxin export across the plasma membrane; auxin polar transport. The transcript has 6 exons. The record is from RefSeq and is a predicted model, not a curated record. The coding region runs from base 1 to 1704 and encodes 567 amino acids. Gene Ontology annotation, molecular function: auxin efflux transmembrane transporter activity. Lineage: Eukaryota; Viridiplantae; Streptophyta; Magnoliopsida; Fagales; Fagaceae.
AUGAUCACUGGUACGGGGCUUUACAAUAUAUUUGCGGCCGUUGUGCCCUUAUAUUUUGCUGUGCUAUUAGGUUUUGCCUCGGUUAAGUGGUGGAAAAUAUUCACACCGGAGCAAUGCACAGGCAUCAACCGCGUUGUGGCGUUGUUUGCGGUUCCAUUACUUUGUUUCCACAUUGUUGCCACCAACAACCCUUAUAUCAUGAACUUUCGGUUCAUCGCUGGAGACUCUCUUCAAAAAGUGGUCAUUCUUGCAGCUCUCUUUCUAUGGCAAGCUUUGAGCAAAAAGGGCAGCAUUGAAUGGACCACCACCAUGUACUCACUCUCCACCCUCCCUAACAAUCUCUUCAUAGGAAUACCUCUCAUGACAGCCAUGUACGGAGAGAUCACUAGAAGUCUUAUGGUCCAGGUUGUGGUUCUUCAGGCUCUUGUUUGGUGUAAUAUCUUGCUCUGCUUGUUUGAGAUCAGAGCUGCAAAGGUCCUCAUUGCUGAGCAGUUUCCUGAGACUGCAGGUUCCAUCGCCUCCUUCAAGGUUGAGUCCGACCUUAUUUCGCUCAGUGGUCAAGACCCAAUAGAGGCGGAGACUGAGAUCAGUGACGACGGAAAGCUUCACGUGGUUUUGAGACGAUCUUCGAUUAAUAGGUCCGUUGGAAUGUAUUCCCGUUCCAGCGUGGGUUCCCUUACCCAAAAACCGCAAGCAUCAAACCCAGUCAAUAGUGUAGAGAUUUACUCAGUACAAUCUACUCCACAAGAACCCUACCGUUCAAUCUCAAGAAAUUCAAGCUUUAGCCAAACAGAUGGGAAUUUUCUGCACCCUAUGUUUGGAUACAUGGAGUCAAGUCCAAAACAUGGUUACACAAGGACCCGUGAUCGAUUUUCACCUUACGCAUCACCAGAUCAUCUGAUGCUUUUAGGGUCUACGCCUAGCAGUAAUUAUCGAAAGAUGAAACAUAGUUUCAGUGUUGGUCGUGGUGGUGAAGUUCCUAAUAACAAGCAGGGGCUUCACAUGUUUGUUUGGAGCACUAGUUCUUCACCAGUUUCUGAUGUGCAUAACAAUGGCAGACAUGCUUUCAGCACUACUAGUACUGCUCUUAAACAUGAUUCCACUACGCCAGGAGGGAAAAUCACCAGGGAUAGGGAGCUUGAUCUAGAGGAAGAGGCUAACUUCAAGGCAAGUAGGUUUCACAGGAAACAACUUCAGAUGCCGCCCACAAGUGUCAUAACUAGGCUUGUAUUCAUCAUGGUUUGGAGGAAGCUUAUAAGAAACCCUAGUACCUACGCAAGUGUUUUGGGUCUUAUAUGGUCCUUAAUAGCAUUCAGGUGUCACAUUAAAUUGCCAACAAUCAUAGAUGGAUCCAUAACAAUGAUAUCGAGCGCAGGCAUGGGAAUGGCUCAAUUCAGUUUAGGUCUAUUCAUGGCUUUACAGCCAAAGUUCAUUGCUAGUGGAAAACCCAUGGCAGCGUUUACAAUGGUUGUUAGGUUCUUGAUCGGCCCUGGAGUAACUGCGGCAACCUCUUUAGCUGUUGGUCUUCGUGGAGUUCUUUUGCAAAGUGUAAUUGUUCAGGCUGCUCUUCCCUUGGCAACUCUUCCCUUUGUGUAUGCUAAGGAGUACGAUGUUCAUCCAGACAUAAUUAGCACUACGGUUAUUUUUGGAUUGAUCCUUGCCGUACCCGUUACAAUUAUUUACUAUGUACUUCUUGGGCUUUGA